AUGCAUCAUAUUUAUUUGGAAGAGAAUGCAAAACCAGUAAGGCAGCCACAAAGAAGGCUAAAUCCCCUUAUGCAAGAUGUAGUCAUAAAUGAGGUAUUGAAGCUUUUAAAUGCAGGUAUUAUUUAUCCUAUCUCUGACAGUAGUUGGGAUGCAGAAUUCAUAUGGACUAAAGCAUGCCAAGAAGCUUUCAAGAGGCUAAAGUUACUCCUCACUACUACACCAAUUGUGAGAUCUCCCAAUUGGUCUCUCCCAUUUGAGUUGAUGUGUGAUGCUAGUGACUAUGUAGUGGGAGCCGUACUAGGUCAAAGGGAGGAUGGAAAACCAUAUGUGGUGUACUAUGCUAAAUUUAACAUUCAAAUCAAGGAUAAGCAACGGGUAGAGAAUGUGGUUGCUGAUCAUCUUUCCCGAGUUAAAGUAGAGUCACGUUUCGAGGAAGCACAAAUUAAUGAUGAGUUUCCUGAUGAUGCACUUUGUGCAGUAGAGAAGUUGCCUUGGUUUGCAAAUAUAGUCAAUUACUUGGCAACCGGAGAGCUUCCAUCAGAAUGGAACAUGGAAACAAAGAAGUAUUUUCUUUCGCAGGCAAAACACUAUGCUUGGGAUGAUCCAUAUUUGUAUAAGUUUUGCCCAGAUCAAAUUAUGCGGAGAUGUGUUCCAGAGGAUGAACAACAAGACAUAUUGCGAAUGUGCCAUGAAGGAGCUUAUGGAGUGGAUUAUGUCUCUAAAUGGGUAGAAGCAGUGGCAUGCAAGAGCAAUGAUCACAAAGUGGUGCUCAAAUUUUUAAAGGAGAAUAUUUUCUCUAGGUUUGGCAUUCCGAGAGCAGUCAUUAGUGAUGGAGGUUCACACUUUUGUAAUAAGACAUUUUCCACUCUUUUGCAGAAAUAUGGAGUGAGGCAUAAAGUGUCCACCCCAUAUUACCCUCAAACGAAUGGGCAAGCUGAGCUAGCAAAUCGGGAAAUUAAGAGAAUCCUCACCAAAGCAGUCAAUACUACAAGAAAAGAUUGGUCUACCAAGUUGAGUGAUGCAGCCUAUAAGACUGUCCUUGGCAUGUCACCAUACCGGAUUGUUUAUGUUAAAGCAUGUCAUUUGCCUGUAGAACUCGAACAUCGUGCAUAUUGGGCUAUAAAGAAGAUGAACUUUGAUUCGGAUCAAGCUGGAGCUAAAAGGAAAUAUGAUCUAAAUGAACUUGAGGCAUAUUGA
This is a messenger RNA of Vitis vinifera (wine grape), 1197 nucleotides long. RefSeq lists its product as uncharacterized. Lineage: Eukaryota; Viridiplantae; Streptophyta; Magnoliopsida; Vitales; Vitaceae. The transcript is spliced from 4 exons. Gene Ontology annotation, biological process: DNA integration. Bases 1 to 1197 code for a protein of 398 amino acids. Gene Ontology annotation, molecular function: nucleic acid binding. The record is from RefSeq and is a predicted model, not a curated record.